Molecule: messenger RNA, 2394 nt
Organism: Vespa velutina
Lineage: Eukaryota; Metazoa; Arthropoda; Insecta; Hymenoptera; Vespidae
Product: solute carrier family 25 member 35-like
Exons: 5
Coding region: 1257-2216 (319 amino acids)
Source: RefSeq, a predicted model, not a curated record
UAUGUAUGUAUGUAUAUAUAUAGCAUAUCAUAAAAUAAUUGUAGAAGACAAAUAAAAAUUAGAAUUGUUACUUUCCGAAUAUGAUUUAAUAUACAAAUGUAAUAAUAUCACGUCAUUUACCUUAGAUGAUGAAUGAUCGAUCAAUUGAUCGAUCGAUCUUCACUAUUUAAAUUUUAAAUUAUUUCGAAAUGAAUAAAAAAAAAAAAAAAAAUAAAAUAAAAAUAAAGACGAUUGAGGAUAAGAUAAUGUCUGCGAGAUUUAUAUUCGAGCGUUGAUCGUAUCGAGAGACGUGUAUAUUUUUUUUAAAUAAUUCCCAUAGAAAAUACAUAUUUUCGAAAAGGACAUGUAAAUUCUUUUCAUUUAUUAUUAUUUCUUUUUAUGUACUUAUCCUUUAUGUCAUCAGAAUGUUAUACUUUUUGAACUUUUUUUCGAUAUAUCGAAGAAAUACAAAUGAUGAUUGAAAUAAUCGAUGUUACAAGUAAAUAAAAUAUUAAUGGUAGAUAUAAGUAACCUUUUAACUACGAAAAUUCUAGCAUAAUAUAUUAAAAGCAUAUGAUUUUUUUAUUUAUUUAAAUAUUAUGUGGAAGUUUUAUUUUAUUAAAAUAUUAUAUAUCAAAUAUUUUAAUAAAAUAAAAUAAAAAGAUUGUUUAUUUAAACGGCUAGUAAUUGUUCAAAAAUAGAAACGAAUUUUAUCACAUUUAUUGGUAAACAAACGAAUUAUUACAUGUUCGUCAAACAAAUAUUCUGAUUUGAAAAAGAUAAAAUACUUUGAAAUUUAUAGUUGAACAUACACACUUUAUGUAUAUAUAUGUAGACAUAUAUUUGUGACUAUGAAAUUGUAAGAUCUUCUAAAUUUUUAUAUCAUUUGAUUGUUCAAUUCAACUUAAUUAUUUCAUCUCGACCUUUAUAAUUAAUAUCGUACUGUAAAGAAUUAUACAAAGUAAUAAUAUAAUUAGCAUAGAAUAUUUCCCGUAAUAAAUCGACAUAAAUCAAAUGUACAUAGAUAUAAAGAUAAAUUUGUUCUUAAUGAUUAUCUGAGUAAAUAAUAAUCAAUAUCUAAUAUGAGAAUGACGUAAAUAUAAAGCGCUGCGCGAUAGAAUUUAGUGAGUGUUGCAAUCAUAGAUCGUGUUUAGUUCGUCAUCUAAAUAUUUUUUCUUUUAGUCUCUCUUCGGUUUGGUUUCCUUUCUGAACGCGUGCGUUUGGCUUACACAUUAUAUACACAUCUUCCAAGUGAACUUAACUUUUUAUUCUUCAACAUGGCUACCGCCGAAAACCUCACUCUACCAAGUAUCGAAACGGAGAGACCACUCGGAGCGGAAUUUGUAAUAGGAGCAAUUUCGGCUGCGGGCGCUGGAUUAUUUACUAAUCCAGCAGAUGUUAUUAAGAUACGAUUGCAGCUCCAAGGAGAACUCGAAGCGAGGGGAGCUUACAAAAAGAUAUAUAAAAAUACGUUUCAUGCUGCCUAUCUCAUAGCUAAACACGAAGGAAUUUUAGCUUUACAAUCUGGUAUUGCACCAGCGUUAUAUUUUCAGGUCGUUCUCAAUGGUAUACGAUUAGGUGUUUAUAACACCGCAACAAAGUAUGGUUUCAUACUGGAUAGUAAAGGAAAUACGGAUAUCCUGAAAACUGUGCUCAUCACAGGAUUGUCUGGUUGCUUAGGGGGCGUUCUCGGUAGUCCAUUUUACUUGGUCAAGACACAAAUUCAAGCUCAAUCCGCGCAAUCUAUUGCCGUUGGUUAUCAACACGGUCAUACAGGAACGUUGUCAGCAUUUAUUAAACUUUGGAAGCAAGGUGGCAUAACAGCGCUAUAUCGUGGUUGGUAUGCUAAUAUACCUAGAUUAUUUAUUGGAUCGUCUACGCAGUUAACUACGUUCAGUUUGGUCUCAGAUUUGUUACGUUCUUGGAAUAUACUUACAGAUUAUCCUAUAACUUUAACUUUCGUUUCUUCGUUAAUCGGUGGAUCAUGUGUAGCUGUCACUAUGCAACCUUUUGACGUAUUGGCAACAAGAUUGUACAAUCAAAGAGCAACACAAGGUGGAAAAGGUGAGCUCUAUAAUGGGCUCUACGACGCUUUGGUUAAAAUAAUGCGAACAGAAGGUUUAUACGGCUUAUAUAAAGGAACUUUUCCAACGUGGAUGAGAAUAGCACCACACACAGUUUUAUGUUUAGUAUUCUAUAAGAAAUUAGAUCAAUUGUAUGACGGUAUGAGAACGUAAAACGUAUUAAAUUUAUAUAAAUAAUCCAUUGUACUGGAUACAAUGGGAAUGUAGAUUGUGUACAUGUUCAUGUAAAUAUAUACAAUUAAAAUAAGUUAAUUUUUUCCGUUAAAAAUUAAACAAUUCGUAUAUAAAACAAAUGAUAUAACACGCAAAUAAAUUAUGAUUCCACUGCCUU